Molecule: messenger RNA, 2298 nt
Organism: Lindgomyces ingoldianus
Lineage: Eukaryota; Fungi; Ascomycota; Dothideomycetes; Pleosporales; Lindgomycetaceae
Exons: 28
Coding region: 1-2298 (765 amino acids)
Source: RefSeq, a predicted model, not a curated record
AUGAGUGCCGGAAAACCACUUGAUGUUGCACUGUACAGGGCUUCCAACGGGCCGUACUACGGUCCGUACAAAGUGAACCGUAACGGUCACGUGUUCAGUACGAACGUACCGAGUUCUUACAAUACGGACACCUACCUCUCCUCCUCCCUGUCGUACGAACGUACACAAAAUCUCACCUGUACAGGCCUCAAAAUCGCCCAAUCUGAAAGCGUAUUUUACGUUAUAACUUACCACAAACUCAAUCCAAUGCUCCCGAAAAUAAUUGAGAGCGUAUGCGAAUACGCUAAAGGACGAAAGUGCCUCUUUCAUUUACCUCUCUUUGAGUCUUUGUUCGUGUUCGGCAGGCGGUGUUUCACAACUGCCCAGUUUUUCCUCGAUGUCCCGAACUUAAACAAGCCCACCGCAAUCUCGAAAGACGGCAACAUCUCAGCACACGAUCGUCAUGUAGCAUUUAGAUUUGAUGGCUACUCCCGUACGAAUCCCUGUAACCGAAAAUCUAAUCAUCUACCUGCUAAUCCACAACAAUGUCGCGAUGACUUCAUCGAGACGACCGUUGAAAAGACGAUAUUAAAAAGAUUCAAGGGUUUCAUGAAAUGUAAGAUAGUCUUUACAAUAAUUAUCCCAACUUGGGCGAUUGUAGAGCGGCUAACGACGAAGCGAACGAUGGCACAUAUUUCAGUUUUUGAGUUGUUAUCUGAAAAUGGAAUAUGGACUCUGUUACUCAGCAGCUGCUCCGAGUUGCUCACAAAGCUUUCCAACUUUAAGGUCAUCUGCGGCACAAUUGAUAUCCACGAAUUAGUAAUGGUGCUGGAGCGUUUUAUUUUUGCCAACCAAACGUUAGGAGGGCUUAUAUACCUAGACUAUGGUUUUGGGUUGAUACGAUUGUUCAGCUACAGCUCGAGUCCAUCUUGCGUCCCUACGGCUAAAUAUCCUCCAGUCAGAGAUUAUUUCACCGUUCCUCUAUGGAAAUAUGGCACAAACAACUAUUCGCCAUGCGAGGGAAAUCGAAUUGGCUUUCUUUAUCUAGAACUGACCUACCAUGCCCACAAUACAGGACAGAAGGGCACGUUAUAUAAGGGAACGGAACUGAUGCCGAAAAAUGAUCUCUGGGUACUUGUUGCUGAACUAGUUCUGGUUGUGAAGGAUCUAGCCGAAGUUCGUUUCAAGUUUUUUGAUACAAAGCUGAGGUCAAUUGAAAUAUGUUCCUUCCAGGGAACCUGGCGAAGAAGUUCCAGCGAGUGUAGCAUUGUACCAAAUACUGCACCCGCCACCAUCAGGAAAUCACAUAUUCUACUAAGAGGGAUUAAGCCUCAGCACUGUGCCCGCUGCUGGCAGAUAUUCAAACGUUGCUAUACCCUAUUUUGCGUAGCGGAGCCAAUGUUGGUAGAUACAAUUGUUUGCCAAAUGUUACUUGUAGAGCAAGGUGGAAUACGCAUGCUGGCUAGGGGAAGGCAAUGGCUAGAUAUUUGUCCACUUACGACCUUGAAUACCUGCCAUAAGACCUUGCAAACAUUCCUCGUUUUGGAGAGGGCGGCUAGCGACAAGAGUUCCUGCUCUUCCGCCUCUAGCCCAUUUCAUGAGCUAGCAGAUAUUAGGGAGGCUUAUAACGGAUACAAACCUUCUCCAACCCCUUUCUGUUUGAGCGACGUGACUUACGACGAAAAGCUUGAGCGGUGCUCUUUGGCCCCGUUUAGGACUCUUAGAGUGGGGGAAUUGGUGGAGUGUGCGGGAACGAUAUUGCCGAAUCCCGUGUUUUCCCAAAAACAAGGCGGAAGUCAUUCUCCCAGUGGCUUGCGUAUAUAUAAACCCUCCACUCCCUCCUCCUAUUUGAGGAGUAACUUACGUGUCAAAAAUCGCACGUCUCUCGAAACUAGGGAGUCUAGUAUCGCGCUGGAUGCCUCUAGUGUAGGAAUUGAAGGGGCUGCGACUCCAUAUUCCCCACUCAUUAGGACGCUAUGUGCUUGUGACCCAAGUCCACGGAAGUGGACCUAUUGCUGCAAGUACGACUUCAAAAGUCUACUAAGACGAGGAUUCAACCAAGCAGCACAGGAAUGCAUGCCCGGAUGUGGAAAUUCCGUUAGGCAAGGCUCGCUUUUAAGACAUCAAGCACCAGACAUAGGCAGCCCACUGAAGACAGGAACGAAACGCAAGGUAGUAGACGCGCUUAAUGAUUCUAAAAACCACCGUGAUCUGAGCAACCUGCAGUGCCUGGCAAGCCCAACCAUCCGCCCAUAUACCACACUUGGCAACUAUGAUGACUUUAUAGGGAUUGAUGAAAAUGGACGUCUUGAGAGCUGA